Messenger RNA from Chiroxiphia lanceolata (lance-tailed manakin), 1832 nucleotides. It is a transcript of the gene APEX1, whose product is annotated as apurinic/apyrimidinic endodeoxyribonuclease 1. Gene Ontology annotation, biological process: base-excision repair. Gene Ontology annotation, molecular function: phosphoric diester hydrolase activity; DNA binding; double-stranded DNA 3'-5' DNA exonuclease activity. The record is from RefSeq and is a predicted model, not a curated record. The transcript has 8 exons. Bases 251 to 1162 code for a protein of 303 amino acids. Gene Ontology annotation, cellular component: nucleus. Lineage: Eukaryota; Metazoa; Chordata; Aves; Passeriformes; Pipridae.
UCCGCUUCCGGCCACGCCCCCCGCCCCACGCGCUGCCCACCGGUUCCAUUGAGUAGUUCCCGCGCGCGGGAAGCGCUCGCGCCGCUCGCGGCGGCCGCCGAUUGGCUGAGAGGAGAGGAGGGGGGGCGCUGAGGUACGGCGGGCGCUGAUUGGUUGCGAGAGCGGGAGGCGGGACUAACCGGGAGAGCGGCGGGCGCUGAUUGGUUAAACGGGGGCGCGGCCUAAGCCGGAAAGGGGCGUGGUCUCGGUGAUGCCGAAGCGCGGGAAGAAGGAGGAGGCGGCGAAGGACGGAGAGGGGGUGCCCCCCAAGGUGCCCAAGGCCUCCCCCGCCCCCCAGUAUGAGGACCCCCCGCUCCGGGAGGAGACCCCCGGGGGGCGGCGCUGGACCCUCAAGGUGACCUCGUGGAACGUCGACGGGCUGAGGGCCUGGGUCAAGAAAGGGGGGGCCCAGUGGGUGCAGGAGGAGGCCCCGGACGUUCUGUGCCUGCAGGAGACGAAAUGUGCGGGUCCCUCCGUGCCCCCCGAGGUCCGGGGGCUGCCGGGGCUGCCCCACCAGUUCUGGGCCAGCGCCGAGGGGAAACCGGGAUACAGCGGGGUGGGGCUGCUGGCCAAGACUGAGCCCCUCAAGGUCACCUACGGCAUAGGAGCCCCCGAGCACGACUCGGAGGGCCGAGUGAUCACGGCCGAGUUCCCGUCCCUCUUCGUGGUCAGCGCCUACGUGCCCAACGCCGGGCGGGGCCUGGUGCGCCUGGAGCCGCGGCUGCGCUGGGACUCGGCCUUCCUGGAGUUCCUGCGGGGCCUGGACGCCCAGAAGCCCGUCCUGCUCUGUGGGGACCUCAACGUGGCGCACCAGGAGAUCGACCUGUGCCACCCCGGCUCCAACCGCGCCAGCGCCGGCUUCACGCCGCAGGAGCGCGAGGGCUUCUCGCGCCUGCUGGGCGCCGGCUUCGUCGACUCCUUCCGCCGCCUGUACCCCGAGGCGCGCGGCGCCUACACCUUCUGGACCUACCUGGGCGGCGCCCGCGCCCGCAACGUGGGCUGGAGGCUCGACUACUUCGUGCUGUCCCGGCGCCUGGCGGACGACGCCCUGUGCGACAGCAAGAUCCGCAGCGCCGUGCCCGGGAGUGACCACUGCCCCAUCACCGCUUACCUGGCCAUGUAGGGCAGUGACCACCUACCUGGCCAUGUAGGGCAGUGACCACUGCCCCAUCACCGCCUACCUGGCCAUGUAGGGCAGUGACCACUGCCCCAUCACCGCUUACCUGGCCAUGUAGGGCAGUGACCGCUGCCCCAUCACCGCCUACCUGGCCAUGUAGGGCAUGACCACUGCCCCAUCACCGCCUACCUGGCCAUGUAGGGCAUGACCACCGCCCCAUCACCACCUACCUGGCCAUGUAGGGCAGUGACCACUGCCCCAUCACGGCCUACCUGGCCAUGUAGGGCAUGACCACUGCCCCAUCACCACCUACCUGGCCAUGUAGGGCCGUGCCCGGGAGUGACCACUGCCCCAUCACUGCAUACCUGGCCAUGUAGGGCAGUGACCACUGCCCCAUCACUGCAUACCUGGCCAUGUAGAGCCAUGUAGGGCAGCCACCACUGCCCCAUCACGGCCUACCUGGCCAUGCAGGGCCGGCGCCAGGGCCGGGAGCGGGGCAGGGAGGGCUCCAAGGGGGGAGAAAGGCGGCUUAGACGGCACCAGAUCAGCUCCAAACGGCCCCAAAGUGGCUUAAAUGGCACCGGAUUGGCUCCAAACAUUGAUAAAUUGGCUCCAAAUGGCCCCAAGUUGGCUUAAGCAGCACCAGAUUGGCCCCAAACAGCACCAGAUUGGCUCA